AUGCAGGAAGGGGAAGAGCAAGCACCUACAGCCCUUUUCCCUGAGCCCCUCCUUAAGGACCCAAGCAACACCGGGCGAGUGGGGGGCCUGCGCCUGGCGGCCGAGGAGGCCAGCAGCGAGAAGCAGGCGCUGCAGAGAGAGAGGGAGAGCCUGGAGGAGACGCUGCGCGGGCUGCAGGCGCGCUACGAGGAGGAGAUCCUGAGCCGGGAGGAUGCCGAGGGCCGGCUGCUGGAGGCGCGCAAGGGGGCCGACGAGGCGGCGCUGGCGCGGGCCGAGCUGGAGAAGCGCAUCGACAGCCUGCUGGACGAGCUGGCCUUCCUCAAGAAGGUGCACGAGGAGGAGCUGGCCGAGCUGCAGGCGCAGAUCCAGUACGCGCACCUCUCGGUGGAGAUGGACGUGUCGGCCAAGCCCGACCUCUCGGCCGCGCUGCGCGACAUCCGGGCGCAGUACGAGAAGCUGGCGGCGCGCAACAUGCAGAACGCCGAGGAGUGGUUCCGCAGCCGCUUCACCGUGCUCACCGAGAGCGCCGCCAAGAACACCGACGCCGUGCGCGCCGCCAAGGACGAGAUCUCCGAGAGCCGCCGCCUGCUCAAGGCCAAGACGCUGGAGAUCGAGGCCACCCGCGGCAUGAACGAGGCGCUGGAGAGGCAGCUGCAGGAGCUGUCCAAAUUUUAUGUUGCUGAAUAUUCUCAUUCCCAACAGGACACAAUUAAUAAAUUAGAAAAUGAACUGAGAACCACAAAGAGUGAGAUGGCCCGUUAUUUGAAAGAAUAUCAAGACCUUCUCAAUGUGAAAAUGGCUCUGGAUAUUGAAAUUGCAGCAUACAGAAAACUAUUGGAAGGGGAAGAGACACGGCUUAGCUUCACCGGUGUUGGAAGCAUAACUAGCGGCUACACUCAAAGUGCCCCAGUCUUUGGCAGGUCUGCCUACAGCGGUUUACAGAGCAGCUCCUACUUGAUGUCAGCCCGUUCCUUCCCUGCUUACUACUCCAGUCACGUCCAGGAAGAACAGAUAGAAGUAGAGGAGACGAUCGAGGCAGCAAAAAUGGAAGUGGCCAAAGAAGCACCCCCUUCAGAAGGCGAGGAGGAGGAGGAGAAGCAGGAGGCUGAGGAAGAGGAGGGAGGAGAAGAAGCUGAGGAAGAAGGUGCCAAGGAGGAAUCUGAGGAAGCCAAAGAGGGUGAGGAGGAGGAAGGAGGAGAAGAGGAGGAAGCAGAAGAAGGAGAGGAAUCCCAGGAGGUUGCUGAGGAAGCUGAAGAUGGGGAGAAGAAAGAAGAGGCAGCAGGAAAGGAAGAGAAAAAAGAGGAGAAGAAGAAAGAUUGAUUUAGACUGCGUGUUGGUUUCCCAAUCAGGUCACAAAACAACCCUCAAAUCUAUUGAGCUAAAAAUGUCGCACCAUGUAUUUAAUUCAGAGACAAUUUAGGUUUCAAGUUCUCUGUUUUCCUCUAUGCACAGUAUCCGUAUGCUUGCAGAGUGCCUAUUGGCUUGCUUCCAGAGUAUGCAUGGUGUUUACUUAUCGGUUCGGGAGUUAUGUUCAAUUUGGAUGAUUCAGAACCUUAAAAUGAAAAAUAUUAAGUCACACGGGAGACAAAAUAUGUUUAAACUAAAUUCAAAAUAGUUAUGGAAACCUUGAGUGGUUAUAGUAAUGAAGGCUUCAGUAAAGUAUGUGCGAUAAAGCUAGACAAUAAAGAACUGCAUACACAGUUU
This is a messenger RNA of Pelodiscus sinensis (Chinese soft-shelled turtle), 1704 nucleotides long. The record is from RefSeq and is a predicted model, not a curated record. NCBI's taxonomy places the organism in Eukaryota, Metazoa, Chordata, Testudines, Trionychidae.